AAAAGUGGAAUCUGCUUGGCCAGAAAAUAUCUACUCCAUUAAAAUAAUCAGCUCACUCUCUCUCUUUCUCCAUUACUUUUGGACUGCACAACCUUCUAUAAAAAUUGCAACAACUCUCAUAACUACACCUGCUUUUGAAGCUCUGAUUUGCCAAGGCAAUCUUGAAACAUGAAGCUCGGCUAUCUGCUAACUGUUUUCUGUCUGUGGGCUGUUGUAUGCUCCAUCCUUCCUUCUUCUGAUGCUCUGAGAAGAAUUAGCCUGAAAAGGAGGCCUUUGGACCUGGUUAGAAUUAAGGCUGCUGCAGAAGCUAAAUUAAAGGGAAAAUUUGGGAUAAAUGUCAAUGACAGACAAAUCAAACUAAACAGUGGAGAUGGAGAUGCGGUGUAUCUGAAGAAUUACUUAGAUGCUCAGUACUUCGGAGAGAUUGGUAUUGGCUCACCACCGCAGAAUUUCACUGUUGUGUUUGACACUGGCAGUUCCAAUCUAUGGGUUCCAUCUUCGAAAUGUUAUUUCUCUAUUGCUUGCUAUUUCCAUAGUAGAUACAAAUCAAGCAAGUCCAGUACAUACACGGCAAAUGGAAAAUCAUGCUCAAUUUCAUAUGGCUCUGGGUCGAUUGCUGGAUUUUUUAGCCAAGACAAUGUUGAAGUUGGUGAUGUUGCCGUCAAGGAUCAAGUUUUCAUCGAGGCUACAAAAGAAGGAAGUCUUACCUUUGUCGUGGCCAAAUUUGAUGGUAUUCUUGGGCUUGGUUUCCAGGAAAUUUCUGUUGGCGAUGUAGUCCCAGUCUGGUACAACAUGGUAAACCAAGGACUUGUUGAGGAGCAGGUAUUUUCUUUCUGGCUUAGCAGUGACCCUGAAGCUGAAGUGGGAGGUGAGAUAAUCUUUGGUGGAGUUGAUCCAAAUCAUUACAAAGGAAAUCAUAGUUACGUCCCUGUGACGAAAAAGGGGUACUGGCAGAUUGAAGUGGGUGACUUCCUUGUUGGCAACCAGUCAACUGGUUUAUGUGAUGGUGGUUGUGCUGCUAUUGUGGACUCUGGGACAUCCUUGUGUACUGGUCCAACUGCUGUUAUAACUCAAAUCAACCAUGCAAUUGGUGCAGAAGGAGUUGCGAGCGCUGAAUGUAAAACACUUGUUUCUCAAUAUGGAGACAUGAUAUGGGAACUCCUAGUCUCUGGAGUGCAACCUGAUGCAAUUUGUUCCCAGAUUGGUCUGUGCUUUUCCAAUGGAGCUCAGUCUGUGAGCUCGAAUAUUGAAAUGGUGGUUGGAAAGGAGAGCACUGAAUCAGUUGGUGAGGAUGCCCUGUGCACUGCUUGUGAGAUGGCUGUAGUUUGGAUGAAAAACCAGCUAAAAAACGAAGGUGUAAAGGAUAAAGUGAUUGAAUAUGUGAAUCAGCUCUGCGAUAGUAUACCAAGUCCAGGAGGUCAAUCCGUAAUCGACUGCAAUAACUUAAAAAACAUGCCUAGCGUCACCUUCAGCAUUGGUGGAAAGCCUUAUGUUCUUACUCCUGAACAGUAUAUACUGAAGGUUGAGGAAGGCCCUACGGCUAUUUGCAUGAGCGGAUUCAUGGCUUUGGAUGUCCCACCUCCUCAAGGACCUCUUUGGAUUCUCGGGGAUGUGUUCAUGCGCCCAUAUCACACUGUGUUCGACUACGGAAAUCUGCAAGUGGGUUUUGCUGAAUCUGCUUGAAGGAUGGGUGGGUAGAAUAAACAUGGCCAGUAGUCUUGACUCGUGAAAUGUUUUUAAGAAGAAAAGGGGUAAUGUAAUGGCUGUGGCAGUUAAUAUGUAAGAAUAUGAUGGUAGUAGGUUAUUUAUUGUCUUUGUGACUACGUACUGAAGACUAUUACUACUAUGUUGUGUACCGUUUCAAUCCUGCUGAGUUUUAACAGUCAGGUUUAUUGACUUUCCUCUUUCAUGUGGGAAUAGUCACGGUAAAGAAAAAUGCUCCUCA
Salvia hispanica is the source of this 1945-nucleotide messenger RNA. Its product is annotated as cyprosin-like. Lineage: Eukaryota; Viridiplantae; Streptophyta; Magnoliopsida; Lamiales; Lamiaceae. Gene Ontology annotation, biological process: lipid metabolic process; proteolysis. The record is from RefSeq and is a predicted model, not a curated record. Gene Ontology annotation, molecular function: aspartic-type endopeptidase activity.